Messenger RNA from Haplochromis burtoni (Burton's mouthbrooder), 2587 nucleotides. RefSeq names its product dual specificity mitogen-activated protein kinase kinase 6. The record is from RefSeq and is a predicted model, not a curated record. Gene Ontology annotation, biological process: protein phosphorylation; MAPK cascade. The transcript has 12 exons. Lineage: Eukaryota; Metazoa; Chordata; Actinopteri; Cichliformes; Cichlidae. The coding region runs from base 313 to 1323 and encodes 336 amino acids. Gene Ontology annotation, molecular function: MAP kinase kinase activity; ATP binding.
UACGUCAUCGGAACCUUCAGCUGUCAGACUUUGGCCACCCUGCAGGUUUUGUUAGCAAACUAACGCGAACUCUGCGACUUUAUUUAAAGUUGUGCAUUCGUCUGCUAACCGAUUUUGGAUCUUAAAAGCUGGCGAUUGAAUCGCAAAGCUUGCACGAAGACGAGGCGACUCGUUUUUAUUCGCUGCUAGCUCUUGCAACACAAGCCAGCGAUAUACUGAGCGGGUGUAAGAGUAAAUGCAGGGAGGGAGGGAGUAAAAAAAAAAGGCAAAAGUCUUUGUGCUUCCCUUCCCCCUCAUCAAAGCGAAGGGGAAAUGUCUCUGUCCAAAGGAGGGAGGAAGAAAAGCCAUGGGCUGAAGCUGGCCAAAGAAGUUUUUGCAACGCCACCACCAGAAGUAACAGCGCCCCCUCGAGCUCUUGACUCUAUAACUUGUGUCAAAAUUGGAGAUAAGAACUUUGUCGUGAAGGCAGAUGACUUGGAGCAGAUUGAAGAGCUGGGGAGGGGAGCAUAUGGUGUGGUGGACAAGAUGAAACAUAUGCCCAGUGGUGUUAUCAUGGCUGUCAAGAGGAUCCGUGCCACAGUCAACACUCUGGAGCAGAAGAGGCUGCUGAUGGACCUGGACAUUUCCAUGAGGACCGUGGACUGCUUCUUCACUGUGACUUUCUAUGGCGCCCUAUUCAGAGAGGGUGAUGUUUGGAUCUGCAUGGAACUGAUGGACACAUCUUUGGAUAAGUUCUAUAAGAAAGUUAUUGAGAAGGGCAGAACUAUUCCCGAGGACAUCUUGGGCAAGAUCACGGUAGCAAUUGUAAAGGCAUUAGAACAUCUGCACCGUAACCUGUCAGUGAUACACAGAGAUGUAAAGCCCUCCAAUGUUUUGAUCAACACCUUGGGCCAAGUGAAGAUGUGCGACUUUGGCAUUAGUGGCCACCUGGUGGAUUCAGUGGCUAAAACGAUGGAUGCAGGCUGCAAGCCCUACAUGGCGCCUGAGCGGAUCAACCCUGACCUCAACCAGAAAGGCUACAGUGUCAAGUCGGACAUAUGGAGCCUCGGUAUCACAAUGAUUGAACUGGCCAUUUUGAAAUUUCCCUACGACUCAUGGGGAACUCCCUUUCAACAGCUCAAACAGGUGGUGGAUGAACCUUCUCCACAGUUGCCUGCUGACCGUUUCUCCCCAGAGUUUGUAGAUUUCAUCUCUCAGUGCUUAAGAAAGAAGCCCAAUGAACGACCGGCUUAUACGGAAUUGAUGAAACAUCCAUUUUUCACCCUGCAUGACUCCAAAGAGACAGACGUGGCCAGUUUCGUCAAGGUCAUCCUGGAUGACUGAUGUGGUCUCUCCAGGCUCCGCCUCAUCGGGGAUAGGCGGGACCUCUCAGCAAACGAACCUAUGGCCUACCUUUUUGUGAAAACUCACUGGAAUGACAGACUCAUGCACCCACACACAACAAAGGGGGUGACCCAAAGACUGACAGCAGCCCAACAGCACUGGAGUUGGACAGCAGUGGUGAUAUGAACUUGUACGGUCAACUGGAGAGGUUUUAAUUCACUCUUCCCAAGAUUCCUGUGUGAGCAGUUAUGCAGUACGACAAAAUAUGAACUCACCCCAAUUUGUUGUUCUUAUCUUGUUCAGUCCCCCUCCAAAAAAUCCUUAUUUUAACUCUUUCUCUAAAGCGGACAGAGCCAGCCUUUAUUUGUUUGUGACACAUAUUUUAUGCAUACUUUCAAUUAUAUCUGCAAAACCAUCAGUUAAUGUGUAUGCUGUUCUUGUACUGAAAGCUAUAUUUGCAUAUCCGUUUGUAUCCGUUUCAAUACUGUAGCUCAUUGAAAAGUGUGAAUUUUACCACACUAGGGCCUUACUGGUCAGCUCGGAUCAGGUCUGACCUGGUUGCUGCCCACGUGUGAUUGAUCAGUGCGGGGGCUCCAGUUGUUGCGGGCCAGGCUGUGUGGGAGGCUCCGGAGCUGAGACAAAACGCAAGAAAUGUCAAAGGUCAUAUUCUGGAUAAGUCGAGUCGCACAGAUCUGAUCCAUGCAGUGGGCCCCUCCCCGCAUUGUGGUUUUUUUUGGGUAUUACAGAGUUGGCUCCUGUGCUGCCAUUGUUACUGCCUGGUGGUGUUCAGGGGUUUGCCUAAUCAAGCUCACAGCUUCGUCUUCUAUGUGCCAUUUUGCAAAUCGUUCUCAUGACUUAUUGCAUUAAAUAAUUUGUGUUCUUUUUUGCAUUUGUUCUUUCCUGUGUUUUGUUUUCCCCCCCCCCCCUUUUAACCCCACCUCCCCCUCCUCUCAGUUCCUUCUUAUCUUAUUGAUUCUGGUUGUUUUUGUUUUAGAGAUCUUUUUAUGCCUUACACAGGCAGUAUGUUAGGGAAAUAAUUUAUGUUUGGAAGAUGUAAAUAUCUUUGUUUUGUUUUUUCUUUAUAAAUGUAAGAUGACACUGUCCCAACCUGUCCCGGUGUAGAUGAAUGGUAGAGUGGUUGGAUUAGUUUGUUUUAAUGCAGUGUGACACGCAUGCACACAAAACUCACAGGGCAAGCUGACUGGGCCAGGACUGAUGUGCUCCACCAUUCAGGUUUCUGCGCUCUCCUAUCAGUACUCAGAGA